Molecule: messenger RNA, 1440 nt
Organism: Cylindrotheca closterium
Lineage: Eukaryota; Bacillariophyta; Bacillariophyceae; Bacillariales; Bacillariaceae
Source: the annotation of a GenBank genome assembly
AUGGUUGAGGAAGCAGAGGUUAGAGAACGAUUCGAAGCGGCUGGACAGGGCCACGUCUUCCAAUAUUUUGGGGAGUUGUCGGCACCUGAAAAAGAAGCAUUUCUGAAUGAAUUGGAUGGUAUCAAUGUUGAGUCAACCGCUAGCUUAUUGGAGGCUGCCAAAGCAACAUCUCUUGCAACGGCCAAGCCCUCCGACGCAGGUGAAGCUUCAGCGAAUUCAGGUAUCCGACCAUUCUCAAAGCAUGUUGGUCGCACAUCUGUCAAAGAGGAUCGAGAACCAUCCUACCAGCUGGGAAUUGAGGCCACUAGCCGUGGAGAGGUAGCUGCUUUGGUGUUGGCUGGAGGACAAGGAACUCGUCUAGGCUUUUCUGGCCCAAAGGGAUUAUAUUCGAUUGAUCUUCCCAGCAAGCGCACUUUGUUCCAGGUGAUUUCGGAGCGCUUGCUCAAGCUUCGUCAGCUAGCCGCAAAGGACUCCAGCCACCUGCCAUCCGUCCCGUUCUACAUCAUGACGUCUCCUCUCAAUCAUGACGAAACUGUUGGCUUCUUUGAGAAAAACUCGUUCUUUGGGCUACCAAAGGAAGAUGUUUGCUUUUUCCGACAAGGCAUGUUGCCAUGCCUUACCGAGGAAGGAAAGAUCAUUUUGGAAGGCUCCGGAAAGGUAUCCAUGGCUCCUGAUGGCAAUGGAGGCAUCUAUCCCUCUCUUGUCAAGACUGGUAUGCUUGCAGACAUGGAACAACGCAAUAUCAAGUAUUUACACGUAUUCAGCAUUGACAAUGCCUUGACAAAGCCAGCCGAUCCCACAUUUAUUGGCUACUGCAUUUCGCAAGGAGCUGAUUGUGGAAACAAAGUCGUUUGGAAGACGUCUGCUCACGAGAAAGUUGGUGUGAUCGCGGAAAAGGAUGGAAAGUCAUGUGUCGUUGAGUACUCGGAUAUUUCGACGGAAAUGGCAGAAGCUGUUGACAACAAUGGCCGUCUGCGAUUUGGUGCGGGGAACAUUUGCAACCAUUUCUACACCAUUGAUUUCUUGAAGACCGAGAUUCUCCCACAGCUUGGAAACAUUUAUCACAUUGCAAGGAAAAAGAUUCCGUACUACGAUCCAGAAACAAAGACAACUGUCACACCAACCGCCAACAAUGGUCUCAAGUUGGAGACAUUCAUCUUUGAUGUCUUCCCUUUGUCCAAGUCUAUGGCCGUUCUUGAUGUCAACCGAAGUGAAGAGUUUGCACCUGUGAAGAAUGCACCUGGAUCUCCGUCGGACUCCCCUGAUACUGCUAGAGCGUACAUUUCUGAAUUGGCGAAAAAGUGGGUUCAAGAUGCGGGAGGAAAACUAGUGGGGGAUAUGGAAGCGAUUUGCGAAGUUGCACCACUCACAAGCUAUGGUGGCGAGGGAUUGGAAGACAAAGUCAAAAGCAAGGAAAUUACAUGCCCAUUUUCACUAUAA